Messenger RNA from Schistosoma margrebowiei, 372 nucleotides. Lineage: Eukaryota; Metazoa; Platyhelminthes; Trematoda; Strigeidida; Schistosomatidae. The record is from the annotation of a GenBank genome assembly.
AUGUCAUCUGAUGGUAGUUUAGGUGGUUACUUUCUGUUGUCAGUCACUGGACAGAUUGAAAAGGCUGACUUUCCACUUCAUGACUAUAUAUGGUGCAAGUACUGCUUCGCAACUGGUCAAGACUGGACCAAAUUAACCGGCCUCGAUGAAGGGAUGACUCAAACUUCUAUUAAAGGUGUUGGUUGCAAUGAUCAGAACAAUUUCAACUUUCCAAUUGACAUUUCAUGGAAGUCUACAAACCCAUUCGGGCCUCAAAUCGUCCUUCAUGCUUAUGGCGUUGACGUCUUUGGUAAGGAUGUUUUACGAGGUUACGGUGCCGUUCACGUCCCAAUGAAGAUCGGAAGUUUAGUGCAAAUGGAUAUUUGUUUUUGA